AUGAGCUUCAACGAUUCUCAAGAGCCUCCCGCAAAGAAGCGCAGGUUCUUUGUGGACCCUUCAGAGCCCUCUUCUGAUCCAGCAUUACCAAGCAACCUCGACUCGUCCCCGCUACAGCCACGAAGACGUUUUUUCAAGGACGAAGAUGAUGAUGUCAAGCUAGAACAAGAUGAUAGGAACGUCCUUGUCGAACGAUCCGCAAAUGGAACAUCACAGCAAUCACAACCUCCACCUCCAUCCGACCUACAGCAAGAGUCGUCCUCCGUAUCCUUCGAUCAGGAGACCUUUGAGGCCUUCAUUGGCGAUAAAGUCAGCUCCGAUGUUCUCUCCGCUAUCAGGGACCAUUGCGGAAACAACCUCGAACGAGCCGUCAACAUGUACUUUGACGGGACGUACAAAAAGUUCGCCAAGAAGCCACCAUUGCCGACCUCGUCAAGACCUACAGCUGCGAGCUCGAGUCGCUCCCCAAGCGCCAUCACAGAACGCCCAAAAGCUACGAUCUCACAAAAGCGAAUGCCAAAUUUUCGAUACAUAGGAGCAUUUGGUGCUGAAGGAUGGGCCACUCGAAGCGGAACCAACCUCCUUAAGCAUGGCGAUAUUGUCAAGAUCGAGCGACACAGGCCCCAGCCACCACAACCGGCAAAGGUCAAAGGGAAAUUUGGCUCUGUCACACCAUCAAGAGCCAAUAAUUUUGCUUCACGGCGGGUUGAUAUUGUUGUGCGCUUCACGACACAGAACGGGACGGAAAUUGGACGACUGUCAAAGGACACCGCGAAGUGGGUGUCGACACUGAUCGACCAGAAGGUCUGCAAGUUUGAAGGAACCUGCGUCUACAUCCCUGAGAGACUUCGGACAAGCGAUACCGUGUUUCUGCAACUACGAUGCUUCAUACUCAAGUCGGCCUUUUUUGAUCGCUCCUUUCAGCUGGCUGACGACCGGUCGGCCGUUUUCUUUGAGCAAAACGAGACAACCGAUGAGAAGAAUCUUCGGCUACGGCAGUUUGCUCUAGUGAAACUCUUUGAGGAAAUCAAUUUGCAGCCAACCGUAACAAAUGCUGCUGCGAAGGACGGUCGUAAGGGACUCCUUCAUGCUGCUGAGCAAGACGAGGAGAAGCAGAAAGACCUCAAAAAGACAACCACCAAUGGAAAAGAAGUCCACUCAUCAAAUUCGUCAGACACGGAAGAGGGAGAGGAGCUGGAGCAGGAUCAACUCGAUGCACUCUACAAGAAGGCGCAAUCUUUCGACUUCAGCACCCCUGAAGCGGAACCGGCAGAGACUUUCGCUAUGGAUCUUCGUCCAUACCAAAAGCAAGCGCUGCACUGGAUGAUGGCCAAGGAGAAAGAUGAAAAGAGCAACAGAGAGCCAUCGAUGCAUCCGCUCUGGGAGGAAUACACUUGGCCUCUCAAGGAUGUCGACGACAAGGACCUACCGCCAGUUGAGGGACAGCCCAACUUUUAUGUCAAUCCGUAUUCUGGUGAUCUCUCCCUCGACUUUCCGGUUCAAGAGCAGCACUGUCUUGGUGGCAUUCUCGCUGAUGAGAUGGGACUUGGAAAGACGAUUCAGAUGUUGAGUCUGGUUCACACACACCGAUCAGAGGUUGCUCAUCAGGCUCGCCAAUCCGCUAGUGGCAUCUCCAGUGUGAACCAACUUACAAGACUGGGCAUGAACUCCGAGUCUGUUCUUCCAGCGCCCUGCACAACGCUUGUCGUUGCGCCCAUGUCACUACUAUCGCAGUGGCAGAGCGAGGCAGAGAAGGCCUCCAAGGAGGGGACGAUGAAGAUUGAACUAUACUACGGCAACGAAAAAAGCAACAACCUUCAAGCACUCUGCUGUGCAUCCAAUGCAGCCAGCGCGCCAGACAUAGUUAUCACUAGUUACGGCGUGGUAUUGUCUGAGUUUAGCAGCAUCGCUGCAAAGAAUGGCGACAAGUCAUUCCACAACGGCCUUUUCUCACUCAAGUUUUUCCGAGUAAUUCUUGACGAAGCUCAUCACAUCAAGAACAGAUCAUCCAAGACAGCCAAGGCCUGCUACGAGAUCUCAGCUGACCACCGCUGGGCUUUGACCGGAACACCCAUUGUCAACAAAUUGGAAGACUUGUUUAGCUUGGUCAGAUUCCUAGGCGUGGAGCCUUGGAACAACUUCUCAUUCUGGCGGACGUUUAUCACAGUGCCCUUUGAAACUGGAGAGUUCGUUCGGGCUUUGGAUGUGGUGCAAACAGUGUUGGAGCCUCUUGUGCUUCGGCGCACAAAAGACAUGAAGACACCCGACGGCAAGCCUCUUGUGCUUCUACCACCUAAGCAGAUUGAGAUUGUCAACGUGGAACUGUCGGAGACGGAGCGAGGCGUUUAUGACUACAUCUUUAACAAGGCGAAGCGGACGUUCUCGCAAAACGUCGAGGCUGGCACCGUCAUGAAGGCAUUCACCACCAUCUUUGCGCAGAUUCUGCGUCUUCGCCAGUCCUGUUGCCAUCCUAUUCUAGUCCGCAACCGUGAUAUCGUGGCGGACGAGGUAGAAGCCGAGGCAGCUUCCGACGCAGUCUCUGGUCUUGCUGACGAUAUGGAUCUCGAGUCACUCAUCACCUCGUUCACUGCGGUGACGGAUGAAGCAUCGAAAGAUAACAACCAGGUCUUUGGCGCCCAUGCGUUGGAGCAGAUUCGCGACGAGGCGGAAAACGAGUGUCCGCUCUGCUUUGAAGAGCCGAUGAAUGACCAGACAGUCACUGGAUGCUGGCACUCUGCUUGCAAGAAGUGUUUGCUAGACUACAUCAAGCAUGAAACUGACAGGGCAGUUAUGCCUCGAUGUUUCAACUGCCGGGAGCCCCUCAACCAGCGGGAUCUGUUUGAGGUUGUCCGGCAUGACGACGACCCUGACAAGGUCUCGAAGAAACCCAAAAUUAGCCUACAGCGUGUGGGUGUCAACGCUUCGUCAGCAAAGGUUGUGGCGCUCAUGUCAGAACUACGUGCGCUACGGAGAGAACAUCCCAGGAUGAAAUCUGUGGUGUUUUCACAGUUCACUUCGUUUCUCAGCCUCAUCGAGCCAGCCCUGACACGGGCAAAUGUCAAAUAUCUACGACUUGACGGAUCGAUGGCCCAGAAGGCUCGAGCGGCAGUCCUGACAGAGUUUACCGAGAGGAAAGGCUUCACUGUUCUGCUGCUCAGUUUGCGUGCGGGUGGUGUAGGACUCAACUUGACGAGCGCAGGGCGAGUCUUCAUGAUGGACCCCUGGUGGAGUUUUGCGGUUGAGGCUCAGGCCAUCGAUCGGGUGCACAGAAUGGGACAAGAGUCGGAAGUACAGGUGAAGAGGUUUGUGGUCAAGGAAAGUGUCGAGGAGCGGAUGCUCAAGGUUCAAGAGCGGAAGAAGUUCAUUGCGACCUCGCUGGGUAUGAUGAACGACGAAGAAAAGAAGCUGCAACGUAUUGAGGACAUCAAGGAGUUGUUGAAGAUCAAGAAAGAGGUCAACGACGACAAGGUCGACCUCGGACAACAAGAGACUCGGGUUGAGGACAAGUGUCAGACCACUAGAGCGUCUGACGUCGAAGCAGAGGUUGGCUUUGAAGACAGGGACGUCUGUGAUAACGAGCAGGAUCUAGACGGCGGAUACGACAGUGACGACGAGGGACAUCUUUGCUCUCUGUUACUCUACUUUAUUUCAAAGAUUGUUCUUCACCACCUGACAGAAUCGUCCAAAGCAAACAACAUGGACCGCUUCGCCGAGCAAUUCUUUGGCCGCCCAGAGCGCGACGGCAAUUCACGAGCUCGACCCCCCGAGAAUACAAGCUUCAUGGAGACGUUUGCAAAGAACCUGGCAAAGUCGGCUGCCAGGUCAGCUGCCAAGCGUGCCAUGGGCGAGUCCUCUGGUAAUCGCACCCGCGACCGUACUCGUGGCGGUGUUGGUGCCGGCGGCGUUGGCGAGAUCAACCUCGAGGACUUUCGGGGUCUGGGUAGCUUCGUGCUUGGGAUGUUGAACGGAGGGAAUGAUGAUGGACGGAAGGGUGAGGAGAGGAAGAAGGACAAGAAGAGAAAGAGGGAUAGAGACAGGGAUAGGGGUGGACAUAGAAGCAGGGGGUUCGAGGAUGAAGGAGACAGAUACGCCUCCGACAAGGAGAGACGCAAGAAGAAGCGCCACCGAGUCACCUUUGCAGAGCCCUACUACGAGUUUCAAGGCGAAACAUACCCCCCUCCCUACGAACCCGAACCCCAAUACGAGCCAGACCCUCGAGAGCAUCGCCGCUCCUCGCACCGCCAUCACCGACGCGACUCCCGCGAGCGAGAAGAACGCGAGGAGCGCAGACGUCGACGGCGCCAGCGACGAUACCGCCGUGAGCUAGACCUCAAGACGCUCAAGACGGAGCUCGAGGCCAUGUCCAGCACCAUCAUCUCGCUGAAUGCCCGGGGUGCCAAGCACCGCGACUGUGAGUUUUAUGAUCGCUUCGUUCGCAAGGGGGGUAGGCUUCAGGAUGUCAUUGGGAGCACUCUGGGACAGAUCCGUGGGCUUGAGGAGGGGGGUGGUGAUGAUAGGAAGAGGAGACACAGGGAGAGGUAG
Molecule: messenger RNA, 4542 nt
Organism: Fusarium keratoplasticum
Lineage: Eukaryota; Fungi; Ascomycota; Sordariomycetes; Hypocreales; Nectriaceae
Product: DNA repair protein RAD5
Exons: 3
Coding region: 1-4542 (1513 amino acids)
Molecular function (GO): nucleic acid binding; ATP binding; ATP-dependent chromatin remodeler activity
Source: RefSeq, a predicted model, not a curated record